CCAGCGCGUGAGGGACUGCGCGGCUGGCAGCCGCUGAAGCGGGGCUGCCGCUGCCGCUUCCCGCUGCUCGGAGGACGCUGCAUGCAUGGCAGCGGCGCGGAGAUCCGCGGAAACGGGCGGGGCGAGGCGGAAGGCUGCGACUCGUCGCGCCUGCCCGGCUUUGCGCUGGAAGGACUAUCACGUUUGUCUUGACUUCUGGGCUCUGUGCUGCAAGUGACCCGCGCGGGUCUUCGCCGUUCCCAUGAACACGCCAGAGGAGGAUCGUUGUACAGGAGGAUUCUGUGCAGGAUUUAACCUAGUUUAACAGUGCAGGUCCCUGCAUGUUGACCUGGAACUGAGUCCUUCUGUGUUUAAGAGGGCUGGCUUCCGCUAGGUGUACGAUUGUGGCCUGAAAGUGCAAUUCUGUACUGUACCUCCGAUUGGGUUCAAUGAGAAUCCGAGCAGGGUGUCUUUGAGAUGAUGGAAGUUGGGCGCCAGGGCCGCCAGCGGGCCUCCGAAACAAUCCGCAAGCAGAAGCGUAAGGAGCUAGAUGCCCGGCGCAGCAAGUGCCGCAUCCGUAUUGGCACCCACCUGGAGCAGUGGUGUCGGCUUAAGGAGCAGCUGGGCUUUUCUUUGCACUCCCAACUUGCCAAAUACCUCCUUGACAGGUACAGUUCCCCUAGCUCAGUGCUGAAAACAGGACAGGAUAACGCCACGGGUGUCUCUGCCCCCCUUCCUCCCGACGCGCUGCAACACCUCGUUGUCCUUUCCCACAAUCACAGCCAAGAGUGUGGCUUCAUCCCUAGCGUGAAGUCCUCCUUGCUGGAGCAGAGAGCCAUGGCCGUCCCAGGCAGCAGCAUGGUAUGGGAGUGCCUGGCCGGCCACACCUUCUCUUGGAGCCCCCCGCCCGCCCCACAGACCUGCAGGGCGGCCCCCCGCAGAGCCGCCUCCCGCGGCAGCAGAGACGAGGCGGCGGAGAGAGCCGUGAGUCCCAAGCCCAGCCCCCCACCCUCCCCCGCCAUCCGACGCCGACGCUCCCUCCGCAGGGCAGCGGCCGCCCAUGCCUUUUCCUUAGCGCUUGCUUCCGACUCACCAUGUCCAGUGGACGAGGCAGAGCCUUCUCCCCGAGAGGAUGGGGAGGGCGGUGCGGACAGAGAGAGCGCAGCAUGCAUGUCUCCUGGCAGCGGAGCGGGCCCGUGUGAGGAGGCAGAAUUGCUGAGUGGCACCAACACUGGCGAGACAGCGGCUCCCUCAGAAGAGAUUCCAGAGAGCACGGAAUUAAUUGCUGAGCCGGAAAGCACUUUGACUGCAGAAGAGGAGACGCCUGACCAACCAGAGGAGGGAGGAGAAGGGGAAGCGGGAGAGGAUUUGGCGGAGGAAGAUGACUUGGCAUACACUGAUGACCUGCGAGAUGAGAAUUACCAUCCUUCCCUGGACAGGGACUCCAAGCUGCAGAGGCACCCAAGCUUGGCCAAGUGUUGCAAGAGCCCUGCGCAAGAGGAGCAGCCGUCCAGUGAAAGCUGCCCCCUGGGCCACAGCCCUGCCGAAGACAAAGGCAGCAGUGGAUCGGGCUGCAAGAAGCGGGUGCAGCCUGGUGAUGAGGACGUGGCCCAGAUCGGUCCAAAGAGAAUCAGGAAGGCAGCCAAGCGGGAGAUCCUCCUCUGUGACUAUGACGGCUGUGGGAAGAUUUUCUCUAACCGCCAGUACUUGAAUCACCACAAGAAGUAUCAGCACGUUCACCAAAAGACCUUCACCUGCUCCGAUCCCAGCUGUGGCAAGUCCUUCAACUUCAAGAAACACCUGAAGGAGCACGAGAAGCUGCACAGCGAUAAAAGGGACUACAUAUGUGAGUUCUGUGCCCGCUCCUUCCGAACGAGCAGCAAUUUGAUCAUCCACAGACGGAUCCAUACGGGAGAAAAACCCUUGCAGUGUGAGAUCUGCGGAUUCACCUGCCGCCAGAAAGCCUCCCUGAACUGGCACAUGAAGAAGCACGACGCCGAUGCCUUCUAUCAGUUCUCUUGUGACCUCUGUGGCAAGAAGUUUGAGAAGAAGGACAAUGUCACAGCUCACAAGAGCAAGAGCCACCCAGAGGCUGCGGCUGGGCCUCCACAGCCCACGCAGGAGGCUCCCGUCCUGGGCCACUCGGUGUCAGUGGAGCAGCUGGAAGGCCGACCCAGUGACCUGGAAAAGCCAUCUCCCCUUGCCAUUGCAGUCCUUAUCGAGUAGAGGGCCCUGCAAGUCAAGUAGGAAAACAGCAGAGAGGAUUCCGGCCCGAUCCUGUUUGCGACAGAAACAGGCCCAAGGCACUUGCUCCCAGCUGCAGAGGGCCAGUGAGGAUGCAUAGCUGAGUUUUCCAGGGGGCUGGGGGCCAGGAAGACCUGGAGUCCACAAAGCAGUGGCGCACCCACCACAUUCCUUCAACAGUGCUCCUUGUCAGCUCACGCCCAGCGCCACACGGACAGUCCUGGGCUCAGCUUUGCCGGGUUACAGGAUGAUUAAGAGUGGCCCAGUAGGAACCUCAGACGCCUUAAUGUGGUAGCAGCUCGCUCGGCCCACAGACUGCAAUAGGAGCGGGGCUAAGGCAGCCUAGAAAGCUGCUCAGGAGGCACUGGUAGCUUUGGAUUUAGCCUACUCUCGAUGGACAAGGGUGGAGGAUGCACCACACCCUCCUGUCGCUUUCCAAAUCUUCUCCUCUGGGGACCUUCGAAGAUGCCGCUUUCCCACGUGGCCCACCGCGCUUUCUCGUGUUUCCGUCUGUCGCUCGGAUCGGCUUGCCUCGGUGUUUCUUCUUGGGGAUGGCCCCGAAAGCCAACCCUGCGAGUGGCUGGCCCAAGGACCGGACCAGGACCCUUCUCUAUGCAAAGCAUGCACUUCACUGAAGAGCGCUUCCAUCAGGGCUUGGGGGCACUUUGUGCUAAGGAGACCAACAGUCUGUGCCGAGAGCAGCUGAAUUUAGCAACUUGUAUAAAUUACACAAUUCGAGGGUGUGCUUGUUUUACACAAAAAGGCUUUGCUGGUCAUGACUGAUUUGUUGGGGAGCGGAACAGAGCAUGUUAAUCCUAUCUGCUGGCCGCUGGAAAUGCUAUGCUUCCACCCAGCAACACCCACCAAUUCUCAAGCCUACAGUAUUUAGCAAGAACCAGGUCCUUAUGCCUGCAAAAAGGCUAGGGAAGAGGGUGGGUUUAUGGGGAGAGGAUAUUUUUAAAUGGAAGCUAAGAUUCUCAGGAAGCUAAAUUCUAGAGCCAAUCCCAUACCCUGUUUUUUAUUCUGUGCUUGCGUGUUGUUAUUAGAGGCAUGCAGUUCUAGCCAAGGCUACCUUACACCCUGCCUAAGUAGCCCAGCUUUUACAUUGUUUUGCUGGCUACUGAGUAUGUUUGGCCUUCACCCCUGUGUUCUUCACAACUAGCAAGAUGUUUCACAUCCACUGGUUUGAGAUUCUGGUUUGGUGCUUUUGUCACCUGAACGCAUCUUGCUGUCACUAUUACAACAUUGGAAGCCAAGCAAAGAGCUGGUGCCAGAAAAUCCAACAGGAAAAAAUCUUUAAGAAGCUGCCUUUUAGGAAGCAGCAUGAAUGACCUGGGCCUUUUCCCAUUCUUGAUACUCAGUUUGGGAAGCUCUAUGCUUGAAGCUGCAUUCUUUGCUGUUCCUGCCCUGCAGCAGGGGAUGCAGAGCAGUGGCAGAGGUUGAGCUUAAUUACCUAUGGAUGGAUUCCCAUUGUUGUGAAGCAAAACACCGUGCACUGACAUAAAGAACAUGGGAUCCACCCAUCUGAUCUGGCCCGGCCACGUGGUCAUGACUUGGGAAAGCUUGGUUGUCUAGCAGUUAUAGCAAAUUUGACUAGAAAGAAUCACGGAGAUUCCAUGAAAAAAGGUUCUACUUAGGCUCUGCAUGUUCUCUCUGCAGCAGCUUUGAUUGUUCAGACCGACCUGCUUCAGAGAGAUGCCAGAAUCACCCACGCUUGAAGGAGGUCUUCCUCUGCAUCUCUGCAUGAGUUUGUUCUCUGCGUGUUCUUCCCUUUAGUUUCUUCCAGGGUGCGAGGGAAUGGUGCCUGCAGUGCUUCAUUCAGAAAAAAAACUAUCAUAUCUCAGCGAUCAUAUAUUUUGGUAGGCCGAUCCAGCAUGUAUAGUGUACAGAGUGCAUUUGUUCUAGCUUCAUUGCUUUUUGGAGCACUGAUAUGCCUCGUUUAAGACAGAAUUCAAAAGAGACCAGUUUGCUGAACUAAUGGCUGAGCACAGAUUCUACUCCAAGAGUUCGUAUACCCUACAAAUGUAAACAAUUUUAACACUCACAUGGGUACAUAGUGAACCCUGGGAAUUGUAGUUUUCAGGGGAAGGACCUCAUACUGAGAGUUCUCAACUACUUCAGAGAUCUAUAAUCAGGAUUAUGUCUAUUUUCUGCAACGAGGAAAGACUUUAAAUUUUGAAUCAGAAGCUAGACGGUGCCAUCAGAACCUCACUUUUUGGGACUAAUAUGUUAUGUUUUAUUUUGUAAAAUCUAUUCUGUUAAUCACAGGAUGGAAAAAAGGAGCAAAGCCCUAAAGCUCUGGCUGCUUCUCUUGCUUUAGAGACUUUACCAGGUUUUGCACAUGUAGUGGAUCUUUCAACCAUGAGGGUUAGAAGCACCUUUUAAAGGGAGUUAAGGUUAUGAUGAAGACAAAUGUGGGAAUCUACAUUCUGUUAUUUUUCUGUACUUAUUUAUACUUGCAGCACAAGUGCUUCCUAUAUUUCCCAGAAUUUCUCUGAUGAGAUUUUUAUUCCUCUCUCAGCCAUUGGAUUCACUGGGUGAAACUGAGACACUUUCCAUCUAAGUGGGAUAUCCUGCAAGUAUAUCUUCCUGAAAUUUCAGGGAGAAAGGAUGUGUAAUCUCACGAUGUCACAAAUUAGAGAUGCUCCAACUUGGAGUCGUGCCUUGAGCAGGAAGUGGACCAAGUCAAUGAUCUUAUUGUCCCCUUCCAACUCUACUAUUCUAUGGCUCUAAGUGUCACUAGCUGGCCUCCCCCCCCCCCCCCCCCCCCCCCCCCCCCCCCGGGCCAUGGUGGUUACCAGCAAAUAGUGCCAGGCCUCCAGAGCUUAGACUCAUAAAAUCAUCCCACAGUUUGAAAAGAAUCUGGACAUGAUUUAGUGUUGUUUAUUAAAACAGUACAUCCCUGAUCCAUAGUUACCCUUGAAUCUUAAGAACAUCCAUUGAUGUCACAACUAAAUUAAGACUGUUUGUUAUGCACUGUCAAGUUGUCGCCAACUUGUGCAGACACUGCCCCCCCCCAAAAAAAGAAAGACUUAGCCAUUUGAAGAUGUCAAGUAUGACUGGCCUAUAGCAAGUUAAAGUAUCUAGUUCUCAGGGUUGCAGAGGUAAUGCCUGCAGCUGAUCCUAGCUUAGACAACUUUAGACAAAAGUAACAGAGAAUAGGUCUAUACAUAGCUAUGUGAGCUAAAUAAUAACCUCUGUGUUAACAGUAGCAUACCUGUGAAUUCUGGGACCAAAUGGAUGUAGGGAAGGAGGGUGGUUCUCAUGCCUGGCUUAUGGGCUUCCCAAAAUAAGCAGGACUCUAGAUUAGACAAACCCUUGGCCCCUUUCCUGAUGGAUCUGUUGAGCCAGAUCAACCCAUGAGGACAUGAGCGCAACAGCCCCUUCCCACCCUUGCUCCCCAGCACCUGAUCUGCCAAAGCAUCUUGCCUGUGAUCCUGGAGGCGAGAGAGAGUCCUUCUGGCUUGAUAGCCUGAUCUUCCAUUGAUUUGCUUGAUCCCCUUUUAGCUGGCUUACAGAUUCCAUAGUUACUGCUGUGUGACUUACUUCCUUUUGUCUCUCCUGAAUCUCCCAUCGUUCAGCUUCAUUGGAUGACCCCAGGCUGUGGCAUUGGGAGGUGGGGAAGAUCCAUACACUUUCUCCACCUAUUGCAGACACUCUUGCUUAUGCCAGGGCAGCUGCUGCGUGGCUCAGGCUAAAAGGCACUGGGAAAAGCAUCAUUUGUGACUACAGAGUACAUCACCUUAAGGAAACAUUUAACCCACAGAUUGUUUUUCUAAACCAAUUUGAAUUUAUUUCUAUAAAUAUCCAUAGCAGAAGUGAAUGUUUAAAUCACUUUAACUUUCCAUUGAAAGCAAACUGAUUUUUUUCCUAACCAAGAUAACACUCUGUAAUGCCCAAACUACUUGCUUGUUACUGUUCUGAAUUUCUCUUUGGGGCUGACCUGUUGUGAGAGAUCAGAAAAUGUGCUUCCUCCAUUCCUCAUGAGAAUUGCAAAAAAAAAAAAAAAAGUAAAACAGUUUUGACAAAUAUUUGCUAAUAAACUAAAUUUGGUUUCCUUUG
Molecule: messenger RNA, 6285 nt
Organism: Varanus komodoensis (Komodo dragon)
Lineage: Eukaryota; Metazoa; Chordata; Lepidosauria; Squamata; Varanidae
Gene: ZNF692
Product: zinc finger protein 692
Exons: 12
Coding region: 457-2205 (582 amino acids)
Biological process (GO): regulation of transcription by RNA polymerase II
Cellular component (GO): nucleus
Source: RefSeq, a predicted model, not a curated record